AGAACUCUUCUGAGUUUUUCUAUUGAAAGGAAUUUGAUUCUUUUGACUUUUGGAGGGUGAGAGAAGAUUAAAGAGCAGACUAUUAAAAAUGGAGUCUUUUCCUGAUCUUUAUCCUUUGACAAGCCUGCAGAUUGGGUAAGCAUUGGUUUUCAUAAUCUAUCAAUGUUUUCAGAAAACAUAAUCCAUUUUUUUUUGAAUUGCUUAGUUAUAUAUACUUGAUUAAUCUUGUGAGAGAGGAGAGAGUACAAAACAAGUGCAUAAUUCUCACCUUGUAUUUAUGUUGUCAAGCAUUAAAGAUCAGAAGACAAGCUAGGUAUAGGGGUGCAUAAUCAAGCUAAUGGAACAAUUGCAACCUUUCAUUUUCUUUAUCCAGUGAAAAGUUAAUGGAAUGAACUCUUUUUCUAAUUCUUUCUUGAAGAAGCAGAUUUUGCAAGAGGUUAGAUUUUUAAAAGCUAAAACAUAGUUUCCAUAAUGUAGACUUUUCAAGUAAUAAGGUAACCUUAAGCAAUUUUGAAGUUAGAUGCUUAGAAUAUGCAUUUUUUAAAUAUUUGAAUAUGGUUUCUGUUUUAGGGAUAUAAAGUCCUAUCUGUCACAGGCUUUUGUAUAUUUUGCUCCCAUUAGCAAUACGUUUCUUAUUCUGGUUGACAAUCAGUCAUGGUGGCAAAACAAUAAUUCGAGAUCAAACCAAAUAAGGGAGUUGAUGAUCACCAAGAAUGUCACCUUUUAAAAAUACUAGAGCUUUGCGGGGGUGUCCAAGUUUAGGAUAUGGAACCUUCAGCCAUGAAAGGAAGAAAUUCUGCAAGUGGUUGCCCAAUUUUGACAUUGCUAGUGUCACAGAAAGGGCUACAUUCUCUAUGAUGAGUUUGUACAAAGCCUUGCAUGGGUUUAUAGUAUUUGAAGUUGCAUGGAAAGAUGUACGAGGCAUCAACUAUUUAAAUGAGCUUCAGACAGAUACAUCCCUUGCUUUAGAAGUAAAAUUUAUGAGAAAAUGGGAAUUCAACAGCAUUGAUCAAGCAUUGAGCUGUAUUUCAUCAUGGUUCUUGGGCACUCCAGCUGAAACAGAAACACUGCAGAGCAACCUAGUUCUUUUGCAUGACAAGGUUCCUUCUUAUUCUUCUUGGGGGAUCACAGUUGCUUCUAAAGAAUUGCUGCUUAAUGCAUCUCAAGCUGAGCUGUUCUCAGAAGAUGUGUUCUUUGACGUCAGGGAAUGUCCCAUUGACACGGAUGAUUGUCAAUCUGGAAUGCAUUGCCAGGUGGAAGAGCCAGUGGAUGGGAAGAGAAAAGAAAUUCUAUGGGAGGAUGAUAACUCUGAGCCUAUGGGAUACAAGGACACUCUUCUGCUAUUAAGUUCCAAUGAUAGAGAUCUUCCAUCUAAAUUAUGCCAGAUAAUUACAUCUGAUUUGAAGCUUCUUACUUUGCUUGAGGCAGGCCUUCCCUCUGGGGUUAUUUUUCUUCAAUCCUAUCCACUGUUCAAUAAAGUUUAUCGUCACUGGAUGCGGCCUCUAUUAAGAAUCCUAUAUGCAGUAAUGUCAUGCAUAACUGUGAUUAUUGGGUUUUACGAUCUCUAUAAGAAUGUUCCACUCCUGAAGGCAGCUGCAUCACACCUUCCUUGGCCAUUUCUCAAGUGGAUUGAAGCAUGGGAUAUGGUUUCAAGAAUUAAGUAUCUUGGAACGAUGUUGUUCCUACAGAAUUUGCAGAAAGCCAUCAAGUGGUUCCUAAGGAAGACGCAACUGAUGAAGCUGCUAGUAUCGCUACUCACAAGGUCCUUGAUUUAUCUACUGGCAGAGCUGAUAGAACUUUUGACACCAAUAUGGAGUGCUUUUGCUGAAAUUGGAGUGCAAAUCUGCAUGAUUACAAGAGUUGUGGUGCAGCCCUUUUGGAGCUUAUUAUUGGAUCUUGUCGAUGUUUUAUUCUCACCUCUGGAGCUUUUAUAUUCAUGUAUAUUGACUUUAGUCACAUUCAUUUUGUCGUUCUUUGAUAUCAUACGGGAUUUGCUCCUCUAUCCUUCUCAAGGCUGCCUUCUCCUGGCGAAAUUUUUGGCUUCUGCAAUAAUUAACAUUUAUAUGAUGCUUGCAAGAACCUUAAUGAUAUUCUCCAAUGGCAAGGGUAUGCUUACAAGUUUUGCUCAAGCAAAACCUAGCUCAUCUGAUAUUUCAUUUUGGCAUUCUCUGUGGAAUGAUCUCUUCUCAAAGGUCUUCCGGUCUCUUAGAAACAUUAUAUGUGGUCUUGUUGCAUUCCUUGCUUCCUGCAACAGGCAUAGGCUAAGCACCUACAACCACAUUAAGGAAAUCGUUCGUCAUCCGCGUUACUUUCUUCGGAAAUUAGUUCCUCCUCGAUGUUCUUAUUUCCCAGUGCCUCAAUUGGAAAGCAGUCAUAAGGAUGGUAUUGAGGAGUGUGACCGAUGCAAAUGAGAAUAUGCUCGUGCCUAUACCUGUAGUCUUUUAGUACUUGUAUUUAAUCGUAACUCUUCGCUCUCUCUCGCUCUUUCUUAUAUAUAUAUAUAUAUAUAUAUAUAGUUGAUGUUAUUAGGAGUUGAUUAGAGCAUAGUGCUCCAAUUCAUAGAUGAAUAGACAGAUAAUAUAUCUUUUUCUUCUGCAUUUUCUGAAAAUCAUAGACAUGGCUGUACAGUUAACAACUUUGUACAUAUAGUAACUUGAAUGAGCUGUAAAUUGUAGAGCUACUGUUUUUAUAAUGGAUAAUGGAGCAUGUUAUUGUAA
Ricinus communis (castor bean) is the source of this 2717-nucleotide messenger RNA. RefSeq lists its product as uncharacterized. NCBI's taxonomy places the organism in Eukaryota, Viridiplantae, Streptophyta, Magnoliopsida, Malpighiales, Euphorbiaceae. The transcript has 7 exons. The coding region runs from base 714 to 2411 and encodes 565 amino acids. The record is from RefSeq and is a predicted model, not a curated record.